Molecule: messenger RNA, 948 nt
Organism: Myotis daubentonii (Daubenton's bat)
Lineage: Eukaryota; Metazoa; Chordata; Mammalia; Chiroptera; Vespertilionidae
Gene: ZNF511
Product: zinc finger protein 511
Source: RefSeq, a predicted model, not a curated record
AUGCAGUUGCCGCCCGCGGUGCACGCCCGCCUGGCGGCGGGGCCCGGGGCGGCUGAGCCGCUGCCCGUGGAGCGAGACCCCGCGGCCGGGGCCGCGCCUUUCCGCUUUGCGGCGCGUCUGGUACGCUUCCCGCGGGAGCAUGAGUUUUUCGAGGAAGGGGACGUGCAGCGGCACCUCUACCUCCAGGACGUGCUUACGGGGGUGGCCGGGGUUCCCGAGAGGCCCAGGGUGCCUGAGUUUACCUGUCAGGUGGCAGGCUGCUGCCAGGUAUUCGACAUCCUGGAGGAUUAUGAGCAUCACUACCACACUCUGCACAGAAACGUGUGCUCCUUUUGCAAGCGGGCCUUCCCCUCGGGACAUCUGCUGGACACCCACAUCCUGGAGUGGCACGAUUCCUUGUUCCAGGUCCUGUCUGAGCGGCAGGACAUGUAUCAGUGCUUGGUGGAAGGCUGCACAGAGAAGUUCAAGACCAGCAAAGACAGGAAGGACCACCUGGUGAGACAUCACCUCUACCCUGGGGACUUCCGGUUUGAUAAACCAAAGAAAAGCAAAGGCCUAGCCACUUCCAUGGCUGCCAUGGAAGUGCCGACAGAAGCCAUGGGGGAUGAUGGGGACACCAUGGAAGUCUGCUCUGAACACGUGAUACCACCCCCAGAGCCCAUGGGUGAGAAGCGGACCUACCGCCACAGAGUACCUUCCACCGUCUGUUUUGGUCAAGGUGCGUUGCGAGGAUUUAAAAGCACCAAGAACAGAAAUAAGCACUAGUGACAGCUGAGCCAGAGCGCGGGCCUUUGCCACCCUCAUGUCUCGGUCCUUUGGGGGAUGGCAGGAUGACACCAGCUGCCAGUAUCAGCGGGGAGUGACCACAGAUUCGGCAGUGACUGCUCCCAUCCCCUCCCUCUGUAGGGGCCAUCCUACAAGUGUUCUUUAUAAAGCAUGUAUUUUUUA